Molecule: messenger RNA, 1556 nt
Organism: Ostrea edulis (European flat oyster)
Lineage: Eukaryota; Metazoa; Mollusca; Bivalvia; Ostreida; Ostreidae
Exons: 8
Coding region: 213-1424 (403 amino acids)
Source: RefSeq, a predicted model, not a curated record
UUCCGGAAUAAUGAACUAAACUGUAAAAAUGACCACCAUCUCCAUGUCAUCCUAGCAUAGAAAGGAGAAAUCACUUACGUUAUAGGAAACGGGUACUGUGGUGAUAAGUAGACUUAUUCCGUGUCCGGUGUACGGAGCACUGACUAAGUAGCGGGCUAUCUGACGCGAAACGAGAACCUGCCAUCCUCAUGAUAAUUAUUGUUUAACGCAGGAUGGACGCAGAUACUGCUCUCUGGAGUCUUGUAAUUACAUGCAUUAUAUCAAGUACAUUCCAGUCCGGCGACGUAGUCUUCUCAGCUCCCUCUAGAUUACACGCUGGGAGCACCUUAGCAUUACACUGUCGAUCAAACCAGGAUAGGACCAUUCAUGCAUAUCACUUCACCAUAAGAAGACUAGGCGAAGCACCAGUGCCGUUGGUUAGGAUCACUAUGGGUAGAAGUGGAAAGGAAACGCAAUGGGAAGACGACUUAGCCCAGGCCAGGGGGACGGUGAAUGCUGAACUCGGCUUCUCCAACGUUUCUUUUGCUCGAGUCCAAAUUUCUAGAGCAGACUGCACUGAUGAUGCGGAAUAUACAUGUCGCAUAACGACCGAUAGGAGAGGAGACGCGCCACAGACAUCUAGACACGUUACAAUUAUCAGAAAUCCCAAUGGUGUGUUUCCUAUAACCGCAACUUCUGUUGAAAGAAAUGAAAUGACAAAUGACAACCUAGGAAUUAUUUCAUCGGCCCUCCGAAGUUCGGGGUCCUCUGGAUAUUCAGCAUUACCCGUGGGUUCUAUAGCGGUUUUUAACUGCACUUCUAGAGAGUCCUAUCCUCCAGCAACAAUACGGUGGUGCUUGAAACGACCGAUAGACGAAACAUUUAGAAACUUUGCUUUUGCGUCAGUCCAGCGCCUGGAAAUGGUGAAUGCUUCGUUAUCAAAGCAGUCUUGCUUUUUCAAAAAGACAAGUCUUCUUCCGUUUGCAAUAACGACUGCAGAUAAUGGCACGAUACUGUCAUGUUCCACGGACACCACCGAGUGUACUCUCACAACACGCAGGAACAACGCGGCAACCUUCCUCAUCACAACUGCUGAUACGGAUAAUUCCGGUAGUGGAUCAGAAAGUGAUUUAGGCCAGGUGAUCGCUGCAGAUUCACAAACAUCAACGACAGGUAUAAUGGCGUUAGUGACUGCUGGAAUAGUUUUAAUCAUCAUCGGAGUCAGCGGGGUAGCACUUGCGGUUUUCACAUACACCAAAGCAAAAAGAAUCAAAACCGAAUAUGAAACAAUGAAAGAAAGGGAGCGGUACCAGACCCUGAAUCGAGUGUCUCAGGAUCCCGUCACAUAUGAAGUUAUGGAUGAAAACGAGUCAGAAGGAGUGACAACAAACUAUAUCAAUGCAGAUUACAGAGUGUACUCAGAGGUUGGACGUCCAAAUUCAUGACUAAACUUUGAAACCUUCAGAUCAGAAGCUCAUUAUAAGUCUUUCAUAGUGUCUCUAUUUGUUUUCAAAAAUGUAAACUUUAAAUGUAAGUUGGGUGUGAGAAUCACUUGAAUAAAAUUCCUAUAUUUCUAA